Molecule: messenger RNA, 894 nt
Organism: Lacerta agilis (Sand lizard)
Lineage: Eukaryota; Metazoa; Chordata; Lepidosauria; Squamata; Lacertidae
Product: store-operated calcium entry regulator STIMATE-like
Exons: 8
Coding region: 1-894 (297 amino acids)
Cellular component (GO): membrane
Source: RefSeq, a predicted model, not a curated record
AUGGCUCUGCUGCGCCCUUCCGCGCCCGCCCGCCCGCUGCUGCUGCCGCCGCCGCCGCUGCCCGAAAGGCUGCCAGGAGCCAACGGCACCCAGGCGAAGAGCCGCCCGCACGGCUGCGGCAACGGGGCGCUGCUGGACAGCUUCGGGGUGCUGGUGCAGGCGCUGCUGGCCGUGGUGGCCUUCAGCACCCUCAUGCUAAAACGAUUUAAGGAACCAAAAGGAGAGAGGCGACCCUGGAGAAUAUGGUUUUACGAUACGUCGAAGCAAGCCAUAGGGGCCCUUUUCAUCCAUUUUGCCAACGUCUUCCUGUCUGACCUGACUGAAGAAGACCCCUGCUCUCUCUACCUGAUGAAUUUCAUCCUGGAUGCCACUUUGGGGAUGCUGCUAAUCUGGUUCGGCGUUAAAAUGGUGUCCUGGGUUGUGGAGGGUCGGAAAUGCAUGCAUCUUGUCUUCGGGGAAUAUGGUGAUCCUCCACAAGCAGUUGCUUGGAUUGGGCAAUGCAUCCUCUACCUGUUGAUUAUGGUCUUUGAGAAGACGACAGUUGGCCUCGUCUUGCUCAUUCCUGGCUGGACGAAGCUUCAAGAGAUCCUUCUCAACUACGUUCCUGAUCCACAGCUGGAGCUGGUAUUAGUGAUGCUUGUGGUUCCUUUUAUAGUCAAUGCUGUUAUGUUCUGGGUGGUGGACAGCUUGAUCAUGAAGAAGCACAAGCAGAAUGAAACCUUUGAAAUCAGUGGAGUGAUGGAAAUCUCACGAGCUUUGCAGGAUGAAGAUAUCCAGGUGCUGCUGUGUCCAGCUGUGGAUUUUGACCAUUCUGCAAGUGACCAGGAACAGUCAGGAUCUUUCCUCCUAGUGAAUCCGACGAAAAGACCAUUGGACCACCCGGUUUCGGUUUAA